Molecule: messenger RNA, 2292 nt
Organism: Uranotaenia lowii
Lineage: Eukaryota; Metazoa; Arthropoda; Insecta; Diptera; Culicidae
Product: cyclin-dependent kinase 20
Exons: 3
Coding region: 97-1011 (304 amino acids)
Biological process (GO): protein phosphorylation
Cellular component (GO): nucleus
Molecular function (GO): ATP binding; cyclin-dependent protein serine/threonine kinase activity
Source: RefSeq, a predicted model, not a curated record
CUACAGUAAAGAUAACAAGAAACUCUUCUCGCAACACAAUUAUUUAGCAGAUAGAUUUUUGUCAAUUUUUGGUCAAUCAAAUCUCACUAAUCCCUCAUGUUGAUCAUGGAUGACUACAUGCCUCCAAGGUACCAACUACUUGGCCGGAUCGGUGAAGGCGUACAUGGGGUUGUCGUGAAGGCGCGAGAUUUAAACAAUGACGAUAAAAUAGUGGCCAUUAAGAAGCUUUCGCUGCGCACCAAACACGGAGCUCUGGCACCGAACACAAUCCGCGAAAUCAAAGUUUUGCAGAACUCGCAAUGCGAGAACAUCUUAACUCUUCUGGAUAUGUAUCCGGAUUUGUCGGGCAUGUCUCUGGUGUUCGAGUACAUGCCUCACACAUUGUACAGCAAAAUGAAAGACGAAGAUCAUCCGCUAUCCCGAGCAGAAAUCCGACGCUACAUGGCAAUGUUGCUGAAUGGUUUGAAAUAUCUACACGAGCUCAGAAUAAUGCAUCGGGAUAUAAAACCUGCCAACUUGCUGAUCGAUUCAAAGGAUGUGCUAAAAAUUGCAGAUUUCGGUUUGGCCCGAUUAUUCAACGACCAGGACCCGGAAAAGGUCUACUCCCCCCAGGUUGCCACCAGAUGGUACCGAGCUCCGGAAAUCUUGUGGGGUUGUCAAACGUACGGUCCUUCGAUCGACAUGUGGGCUGCCGGCUGUGUGUUUGCGGAAAUGUUAAGGGGCGUGCCGUUGUUUUCCGGUGGGACCGACAUCGAGCAGCUGGCUCUGGUGGUACGAACGUUAGGCACACCAAACCUCAAGGAGUGGCCAGAAGUACGCAGUUUGCCGGAUUACAACAAAAUUCGAUUCCCUAAUGCCAAAGGUGAACACUGGGAGGACAUUUUCCCCAGCUGUACUGCCAGUAAUGAAAUUGGGUUAGUGGACGAGUUGGUGCAAUAUAAUCCAGCGAGGCGAUUAACAGCAACUGAGGCCAUGCAACAUCCGUACUUCACAGCAACUGAUGAAAAUUAGAAAAAAGUUUCCACUGAAAGGCACCGACAGCCGACGUGGAUUUCAUAUUUCAAUGGACAGGACUAAGAAAAAGUUUAAGCAUCGAGGUUUAAUGGGACAAAAAGGACUGCAAAAACAAAUCAACUGAGAUCCUAAUUUUCAGCUAGUAAUGUACAUAAUAAAUUGAGACAUAAGUCAAAAAAGGGGAUUGGAUAGGUCAAUUAGGAGUUACUUUUUCUUUGCUGAUCAAAAGUAUGAACUGCGUAGGAAAAAUUGAUUUAUACGAGUUUAAGAAAGCUGGGGUGUAUCUGAAAGUAGGCUUAUAAACUAGUUCAUUUUUAAAAUGUUCCAGCUGUUAUGUUUUAAUUAUAACGGAAAGAUGUCCGACUUUGAAUCUAAAAAUCGGAAUUAAAGAAUGGACAACAUAAAAAUGAAAUAGAAAAUUGAUUGAGUUAGAUAUAUCAUAAUGAUUGAAUGCUUUUAUGAUGAACGCUUGAGUGAUAAAAUGAAAUGGUAUGAAACAGAUGAAAUUUUGAGAAAAAUUUCAUUUGAAUAGAAACGAUGGAUGAUAAAGUUGGUUAUAAAUGGUUACAAAAACCUGACUAUCGUUUUAGUGAUUGCAUACUUGCACUUAAACGAAACCGUAACGUUUAACGCUUUUGUUAUUACCAGAUUAGCAUUCAAAAACAUCUUUUCCAAACCAUUACUAUACUGCUGAUGUGUGGUUAACGGUGUUAAAAAUUUGCGAAUGGACAGGACUCCGCAGCAUCAUAAAAAAGGAGCAGCGCCAAGUGUUUCGAGCUCUUUCAAGCAUUAACGUCCCAUGUGUUUUAGACAAUUGGAAGCCAUUGAAAUUACAAAUGCAAUCCUUGAUAGCCAUUUUUUUUCAAAAUUGACACAACAUGAUGGUUGGUGGGUAUAAGGCGUAUUUUUGGAAAGAUAAGUGCAAACCGAGAAGGUGUAAAAAGUAUUUUUAGCUCCUACAUUAUUAAUUUAAACGUGCGGACCCAGCAUCAGUGCCAUUAGAGGACACGGCAAAGGCUAAAAAGAGGGCCUCCAUCAAUUUACACACACAUGCACACAUACGCGCCACUGGAUAAAUGCUAUAAAUUUUAAUCACUUUCAUGAGUGUUUGGUAGCAGCAAUGUAUAGUAGGUUCAUUCACUCUCCCAGGAGGCUGGAUGUUAUAUGGACCCCAAUAUAAACGGCGGACGGCGGACGGCGAAAGAUGAAAAGCCUGAUAGUACCCGAACGAUAAUGUAGAAUUAUAAAACCAUUUGAAGCCUUCGUCAUUUGCAUUCC